UUUCUCAGCGCCGUCGUGUGCGAGAGGCUUGCCCCUACCUGCUUCGGGCAGAGUCUGCUAAGGUGCCCCUGUCCGCCGAUUCAUGUGGUAAUGAGUGUCGAAGAGACAAAUUAUAAAGCAGAGGAGGAGGAGGAUAUAGGUCGGAAUUUUAGUGGGGCCAGGAAAGGUCUCGCUGAAAAGAUGACUUUCGAGCAGAGAGCUGACACAAGUGAGAGAACUAACCACGCAGACGUCUCGGAGAAGCGCCGUCAGGCAGAGCGACCGGUCAUCGCAGAAGCUGGGAAGCAGGAACUCGCCUGAACUGCAAGAAACCUGAGAGUCAGGGUUGAGGGAAGUGGCUACAGCUGGAGACAAAGUCCGAGGAAGCAGGCGCAGUUACAGACACUAACCCUGGAACACAGUGGCAACCCUGAUCUGUGUAGUUGUCAGUUAUAACCCCCAGAAGAAACUAGAGAUCAGGAACAAACCCUGAAGAACACCCACAUAUGGUACAAGUCAAGAAGGAGAUGCCAAGAAAGUAGAAGGUUUUUCUGCCGUUUCUUGGCAAAAAUGGCAAACAAUGAUGCUGUUCUGAAGAGACUGGAACAGAAGGGAGCAGAGGCAGAUCAAAUUAUUGAGUAUCUUAAGCAGCAAGUUGCUCUUCUUAAAGAAAAAGCAAUUUUGCAGGCAACUUUGAGAGAAGAGAAGAAACUUCGAGUUGAAAAUGCUAAACUGAAGAAAGAAAUUGAAGAAUUGAAGCAAGAGCUAAUUCAGGCAGAAAUUAAAAAUGGAGUGAAACAAAUACCGUUUCCAUCUGGCCCUCUACUGCAAGGUGAUUCCAUGGUUUCCAAAAAUGUGAUGCAGUCUGUACCAUUAACAGCCAUAUCGUUUGGUGCCAAAGAACAGAUAAAAGGAGGAGGAGAAGAAGAAAAGAAGGUGAAAGAGAAAAUUGAAAAGAAAGGAGAGAAAAAGGAGAAGAAGCAGCAGUCUCUCCCAGGAAGUGCUGACUCUAAGCCAAUAGAUGUUUCCCGUCUGGAUCUUCGAAUUGGUCAUAUCAUCACUGCCAAAAAACAUCCUGAUGCAGAUUCUUUGUAUGUAGAAGAAAUAGAUGUUGGAGAAGCAGCCCCAAGAACAGUUGUCAGUGGCCUGGUGAACCAUGUUCCUCUCGAACAGAUGCAAAAUCGGAUGGUGAUUUUACUUUGUAACCUAAAACCUGCAAAGAUGAGGGGAGUACUAUCACAAGCAAUGGUGAUGUGUGCUAGUUCACCAGAGAAAGUUGAAAUCUUGGCACCUCCUAAUGGGUCUGUUCCUGGAGACAGAAUUACUUUUGAUGCUUUUCCUGGAGAGCCUGACAAGGAGCUGAACCCUAAGAAGAAGAUUUGGGAGCAGAUCCAGCCUGAUCUUCACACUAAUGAUGAGUGUGUGGCUGCAUACAAGGGAGCUCCCUUUGAGGUGAAAGGGAAGGGAGUGUGUAGGGCUCAGACUAUGACCAACAGUGGAAUAAAAUAAAACUAAAUUAGAACGCUUCCAUGACUGAAAUACAUUGGAAAACUUUAAUAACAAUAAAAAGAAAUACAUGUGUCACUUAUUCCUAAAAUGUAACUGGCUCGUUUUUGUGUUAUUUCUCUUCUAGACUUGACUAGUCUCUUACCUGGUAUAUAUUAUUUGCAAUUGAUUAGAGAGGCACGAUGUUUUUACCCAUGGAUUUUGAUCCUUUAUAAUGUAGAGAAGAAAUGGCCUAUGUUUUGUGAUGAUUUAGUUUUUAGCAGAAAUGUUGGUUAGCAGAUUGUUCUUUCUUUAUGCAUUUUUAGAUAACUUGAACUAGAUUAACAUUUAGUUUCUUGUUUAUAGGCACACAAUACAUGAAAUUUCAAGCCCUUGGAUUUUUAGUAUAUUGUAUGUGUGUGUUAUAAAUGUCUUCUCUUCAAAAAUGAUGUUAGAAUUUUUGUAAGGUUUAUUAGCUAGUCGUAUUGUAAUAAUAUUGAAAAUGAACAACUGUUGAUUUUAAAGAGCCAAGCGUCAUAAAAGCUAGGAGAUGUGGCAUUUGAACAUUAUUGCUGUUGCUUGCCAAAGUAACCCAGACUUGUAUAUUUAAGGCAACUCUUUUGAAAGACUGAAAUUUUCAACUGUGUAUUGAACUUUUCUUUCCGUUUAGCAAAGUAAUUAGUAAUAAAUUUUGACUGUGAAGCAUAAACACAUUGCAGAGUAUUCCCAAUGUAGUUUUCCAAUAAAUGGACCAUUAAAAGCA
Messenger RNA from Hipposideros armiger (great roundleaf bat), 2227 nucleotides. RefSeq names its product aminoacyl tRNA synthetase complex interacting multifunctional protein 1 (gene AIMP1). Bases 550 to 1488 code for a protein of 312 amino acids. NCBI's taxonomy places the organism in Eukaryota, Metazoa, Chordata, Mammalia, Chiroptera, Hipposideridae. The record is from RefSeq and is a predicted model, not a curated record. The transcript is spliced from 9 exons. Gene Ontology annotation, molecular function: tRNA binding.